Prorocentrum cordatum is the source of this 1147-nucleotide messenger RNA. The record is from the annotation of a GenBank genome assembly. NCBI's taxonomy places the organism in Eukaryota, Dinophyceae, Prorocentrales, Prorocentraceae.
GGUAAAACGACGCGAAGAUCGGGACAGCGUCGGAUCGGGAUAGCUCCAAGUCUCCGAGACUCGGCGGGUCUGGAGGGUGUGCCGGGCGCCGCGGCCGCUCCAGAGCGUUCAGAAGAGCGCUCUGAGAGAGCUCCCCGGAACGCUCUGGAGCGACUUAUCCCGGUCCCAGUCGUGUUUUACUAGCGCGGCACACAAACGAGGGCCAGAGCCGUCCACUCGGGCGCAACAUGCCAGCGAUGAGAGAGGGCUCGAUGCUCUGAUAGAGCGCGCUUGCUACUCUUUCAAGAGUGGGUGUCGCGCAUGCGCGCACAUCUUUUCGGCAGCUGUGGCAACCCCGCGGUCGCGAUUGGUAUCACGUUUCGCGCCUUCCUUCCUCUUCAAAUUUCUCAAAUCUUGGUCUUCAGCUCAUGCUUCCGUCUGUUACCCAAGUUUUGGCCGCGCAAUGGUGGCGCCACCAGGCCCCAAAGUAUUUCAAGGCUGGCGCUGAGACAGCUGACCUCCUCUUCUCCGGCGGCGUCCGCAGACCGCGCCGCGCGUGCCGCUGAACACUGCAAUUGGGGGGGCCACGGUGGGGGGCGGCAACACUUGCUUUGCAGUCGAGCAUCUGAUUGAGAAGCCUCGUCCCGAACAGCUGGGCCAGCGUUUCUGAACCGACUCGCGAGAAGGCUGGCCCCAUUCCUGGGGCGCGUUCGCCCCUCCAGCGUUCACACGACCACCUGGCCCAGGCUUUGUGGGACCAGCUUCGGGGUGGAUGUGGGACGAAUCGCAACCUCCUCUUGAGGAAUCUGCGAACACGUUCGAACACCUCGAAGGCCGCGAGGGCCUCGAAGGGGCACAGGGCUGGGGGGGCGGGCGGCGGCUCAGUUUUUCCCCUGACGGCGGCCUCCGCUCGGCCAGGCCCGCUGUCGGGCCCUCCUCCUUCGGCAGCAGCUCAUGGGGGCCUUGCACAUCCUCCCAUCAAGAUGGUGCGGGAGGCUACCGUGAGCUGCCACAGAACUUUCUCCUGGCCUCCGCUCGGCCAGACGCCGCCCCCCGCGCCACCAGGAAGUGGGGGCCCGCGCGGGCGCCGCAGGGCGCUCCGUGCGCAGUUCUGUGGGCUGGCACCGGCCAGGCUGCAGGCGCUUCGAACGUUGGCCGCAAGGCAAAA